Molecule: messenger RNA, 2445 nt
Organism: Suillus paluster
Lineage: Eukaryota; Fungi; Basidiomycota; Agaricomycetes; Boletales; Suillaceae
Exons: 8
Source: RefSeq, a predicted model, not a curated record
CGCUGCCGCCGGCCACCAUGCAGUCAACUUCAGCGUAACCGGCAAUGUCACAGUGCAUGGACAUCGCAAAUGCCAGCCCUCGUCGCAGGCUACUUGCACUGGAAGCAUUGCGAAGCCAUACCCAUACCCAAUGUUGAAGCUGGAAUGUUCAAGUUCGAUGUCAGCACAGUUGAUAUUCUAGUCCCGCAAGCUGCUGAUGAGCUGGCCAAUGUGUCACUCAUCAACGUCGGACUCCUUGGCUGUUCUCCCAUUCAGCCUAACAUCGCUGUGUCCCUCCAAUGCCUCGAAUUAUAUCAUCAGAUCCGCCGGCGCAAACCAUCCUUCAGUGUACAGGCCAUGGUCAAAGUAUUAUGUGCCCUUCACAAUCGCUCAUAUUUUCAAGCGCUGCGGGAUCAAUUCGCAAUUGCUUUUGAUGCAUAUCUCGACAUUUUACGGCACAUUCAAGAAUUAGUCAACAUUGCAUUGAAAUGUGAUGGUCCUCAUUGGCGCAUGCUUCACUUGUGCCCUGCAUGUGAUUACAAGCAAGAGAAUGAGCCAACAUUGAUCCCUGCGAGGAUGGACAGUAUGGACGGCAAUAGCUCAUUGAAACGGGUUGAUGGCUCUGGACACGCUGACGACCGUGUCUUCGAAACAUCCUAUUUGAUUUCUCCUGACGAAGUCGACACAUUCAAGGAUGAUGUGCGACUGCGGCCAGGAACACGUGGCACAGCCAUUACUGACACAGCGGGAGGCACCACUCCAGCUGGUGUUUCAGAGUCUGCUUGCACCGACAAUUGGAAGACCACGAACACGAUUUCUGACAACACUGUCAAAGUUUUUGAGCAAACAGGUAUUUUCAUAAGUGCUUGUCGACAUGGCAUGAUCCAGACCUUGGCUGAGAUGCGGCGAAGUGGGGAACUUGCCAAAUAUGCUCUCGCGACAACAAAUAAAGUUCUCGAUGUUUAUGGUCUGGAUGGAGUAACGGGAUAUGACAUUGGAUGUUCCUAUCAGAAGACUGUUGAUGCCGGCUCUAUCUCCGCCAAGGCACACUCCAACCAUCAUCGCUUCAUUGUCAAUUUGUUUCAUGGACACGCACACAACCGCCGGUGUCAACUUCAAUUCCAUCCUCUAUAUCAACAUGGACUCGGUCUUGAAGACCUUGAAAUGUGCGAGCGCAUAUUCUCCGGAUCAAAUGCUGUAGCUCCUGUUAUCCGACACACAUCUUACUUUCACUGGCUUCAGUUCAUCGACCUUCAUUUUCAGCAAUGGGAUUCCGAUAGGUACCUGGAGCUAAGUACAUUCUUGUAUAACAACUACCAGCAAGCCCUCGCGAUCAUUGAUGACCUAAGCCCUGCAGUUGAGGAAUUAAAGUUAGCACUGAAGAUUUCGGAUGGAGACUUUGAGCGCUGGAAUAUGGAAGAGCUAGAAUUUCUGGAGAGCCUGAUGGAGGAAAUGGAGGAGGACAUUGACACUAUGACUUAUGUGGACGCAUUACAAUCACUCACCAGAGCAGACGUUAUGAUGGCACAAUUUCUGACUUACACUCCUGCAGAUUUCACCCCUUCCCAUGAUCUCCAAAAAAACCAACAGGUCUUUGCGAGGGCUCGAGAAGCUGAAUGCCAUGCAGCUCAUCGCAAAUUGGUUCUUGAAAUGAACGUCGUUGACGACAUCGAGCACCACAUGGGAAUUACGGCAAGAUGGCAACCACAGGACGCUAAAUAUCAGGAGGGUUUAGCAUAUCUUACCAACCGGCGAUUUAUUCGUUCCAUUGAGCAGUUGCAGGGCCUCGUCAUCCAGAGGCUCUUUGAGUUGGCCAAAGCGAACAUCGCCGGCACAGGUUACAAACUCUGUCAACACAUCUCAAACGCUAUCAGUCGCCGGUCAGCAGCCAUCCGAACAGCCCUUGAAAAAUACAAUCAGCUUGCCAUUGUUCAAAUGCCGCUGCGAGAAGUCUUAGAAUUCAGUGAAAUUGCAUCAUAUGCUUGGCUAGGCAAGUUUGACCUGCUCAAGCAUUCGCGUCAUCGUAUACUUGAGAAGCCGUGGGCGUCCAAAGGAAAUUGCGAGGUUGCGAACAAUUUCUUCAAGAUUCAACGUGCUCAUGAAGAAGUUCGACGUCUCAAUGUUGAAGUCGCGCGACUAUCUGCUUGGGUAGAUCACGAAGAUGCCCACUUCAAAGCAACAAUCGAAUCAUUGGUCAAAUCAGAUCCAACACUCUCGCACGAGAUCUCUUGCAUGUAUGAGGAGCGCAGACGAGUGAAUGACGUGCAUCGGAGAAGAAUUCAUGCUAUUUCUGAGCUCCCUGGUUACUCUGGAUCAAGGGGUGUGGAGACAAGAGGUAUUGUCAAUGAUAGAGGUGGGGACGCAAAUGAGAUGAUGGAAGAUUUAAGGGGUACUAGGAGUAUUGAGGUUGAUGAAGAUGAUGCGCUUUGUGACGAAGCUGACCAUUUGCAAGCCUGUAUGAUUUAG